AUGACUUCCACUUCUGUAACCCGGUCCCCGCUAGACCCAGGCCUGGCCGAGGUUCACAACUCCCUUUCGGCAGAUUCCCAAAUCAGCACUCCAGAACAGAUCGAAGCCCGCCGGAAAGACCUCGCUUUUAGAUUAGAAGAUGUCAUCCGCGGAAAAGAAGACACAGCGCCCGGGUUCCUCCACGUCCACCCGGGCGGCUUCGUCGGCGGAAACCGCUUCAUAGGCGUCGGGGGUAUCCUCAGCUGGGUCGAGGUGUUCGGCGCCGUCAUCGUCUCAGCGGAGUACCGUCUCGCGCCCGAGCACCCCCAGCCUGCACAGCUCGAAGAUAGCUACGCUGCGCUGCUAUGGUUUACCAGCCAUGCCGAGGAGCUGAGCGUGGAUCUGAAUCACAUCUUUGUCAUCGGGGCUUCUGCCGGAGGCAAUCUGGCUGCUGGCGUAACCCUCUUAGCGCGCGACCGCGCUGGCCCCAAAAUCCGCGGCCAGUUGCUCGCCUACCCGGUUCUGGAAGAAAACUAUUCAGUCAGCUCGUUUGAGCAGUAUGGGAAUAUGGCGCCGUGGACGGCGGCGAAUAGCUAUGAUGCCUUUGAGUAUGCGCUUGGGAAGCAUCGCGAGCAUGCGAAUGGGUAUACGCUGCCACUGCGCAUGAAAGAUCUGACGGGGCUGCCGCCUACUUUUAUUGAUGUUGGCGAGGCGGAUGUGGUCCGGGAUGAGGAUGUGAAGUAUGCGUCUGAGCUGUGGAAGGCGGGUGUUUCGACAGAGCUGCAUGUAUGGCCGGGUGCAUGGCAUGGUUUCGAUGUUUAUAUGCCUGCUGCGCCUAUCAGUCAGAAGGCGGUUAAAAUACGUGGCGAGUGGGUGCGCCGCUUGUUGAAGGGUCAGUGA
Molecule: messenger RNA, 879 nt
Organism: Penicillium chermesinum
Lineage: Eukaryota; Fungi; Ascomycota; Eurotiomycetes; Eurotiales; Aspergillaceae
Product: alpha/beta hydrolase
Exons: 2
Coding region: 1-879 (292 amino acids)
Molecular function (GO): hydrolase activity
Source: RefSeq, a predicted model, not a curated record